GGAGACAUUUGGUAUUUCCAGGGGAUUUCAGAGAGGGGAAAGAAGAUCCCAUCUAGAUCUUUAGUCAGACUCUAAAGGAGUCUUACCAUGGCCUGGUACCUGCUUUUACUGUCACUUCUCAGCUACUGCUCAGGUGUCACUUCACAACCCAGUUUGACUCAGCCUGCCUCCCAGUCGGUGUCUAUGGGUCAAACUGCUAUACUCUCCUGCUCAAGAAAUGGUGGUACUCUCUGGGCUGAUAUUCACUGGUAUCAACAGAAACCUGGGCAGCCUCCACGUUUUCUGUGGUAUGGAUCCAGCACCCGGGGAGAAGGGGUCCCAGCUCGCUUCACCGGUUCUCGCUCUGGCUCAUUAACUAUCUCUAACAUCGAGGCUGCAGAUGAAGCAGUUUAUUUUUGUUGUGACUUCGAGUUUGGCAGUGACACGUAUGUCUUCGGCAGAGGAACCACAUUGACUGUCCUAGGUCAGCCAACAGUACCUCCAACAGUGAACGUCUUCCCACCAUCCCCAGAAGAAUUGAAGAGCUCAGACAAAGCCACUGUGGUGUGUCUCAUGGAUGGCUUUUACCCAGGCACUGUCCAAGUUACCUGGCAGGCUGAUGGCGCCACCAUCUCCUCUGGGGUGGAGACAACCACGCCCACUAAGCUGAAUGACAAGUAUGCGGCCAGCAGCUACCUCAGCAUGAGAAAGUCCGACUGGGAGAGCUAUGAGACAGUCAUCUGCAAAGUGACGCAUGAAGGGAAGACCGUUGAGAAGGUGGUGAGGAGAUCGGACUGUGCCUAAAGGCUGGGUGGGUCUGAUGAGUUCCUCGUGCCUCCAGAAGCCGAGAAGAAAGAGUCCUUUCAUGUUCAAGGGGGCCAAGUUUAUUCUCUGAUUUCCUCUAAUGCUAUGUUGAUCCAUCAAGUCUGGUUUCCUUCCUAUGUCGUUCCCCUCCCCACACCUCCUCCCUUCCUCUUCUCCCUGGAAUCUCCUUUGUAUGUUGGCUUAUAAUGUUAGCAAAUUAAUAAAAUGUCAUACAUUUCA
Molecule: messenger RNA, 1023 nt
Organism: Podarcis raffonei (Aeolian wall lizard)
Lineage: Eukaryota; Metazoa; Chordata; Lepidosauria; Squamata; Lacertidae
Product: immunoglobulin lambda-1 light chain-like
Exons: 4
Coding region: 88-783 (231 amino acids)
Biological process (GO): immune response; peptide antigen assembly with MHC class II protein complex; positive regulation of T cell activation
Cellular component (GO): MHC class II protein complex
Molecular function (GO): MHC class II protein complex binding
Source: RefSeq, a predicted model, not a curated record